This is a messenger RNA of Owenia fusiformis, 1645 nucleotides long. The record is from the annotation of a GenBank genome assembly. Lineage: Eukaryota; Metazoa; Annelida; Polychaeta; Sabellida; Oweniidae.
GACGUGAAACAUAUGAUAGUCACAUAGAUAAGUAAAUAGGAUAAUAUCAUCUCGGAAAGACUCUUCAACUUCACAUUUCUCUGUGGUCAGACGAUGGUAUGCAAUCGGCCAGAUUAGGACCAUGAUACAUCGAGUUUAAUCACUGAAAAUACAGAGGCACUGCAGAACGUAGGAGUAAGAGGAUAGACAUAUUAAACAUUUUAUAUAGCCUAUAACAUUAUAUGGAAAUAUAAGCAGACAUUACACUGGAUUAACAUUACUGAUACGAAAACUAAAAGCAACAUGCCUAAAAAGUACCGUUUGAGCCACAAUUUCGACUAUACGGACCCAAAAACGAAAGUCCAGACAACAAAGGAAGAACAAUGCCUUGAGAAGUUCAAAAUGCAAGUGGAUGACAUAGCAAGUCGUUUCGAAACAGAUGAAGAUCUGUUCAAAUGGUUGAAAGCCCGGGACCUUGACGUGGACAAAGCUGAAGAAAUGUACCGACAGAGUAAGGCGUACAAAGCGAAAAUGGACGUGAAGAAUUUAGUAAAAGACUAUGAACCUCCUGAGGUAUUGAAGAAAUAUCUGGCGGGUGGUCCCAUAGUAGGACAUGACAAAGACGGUCGACCGAUAGCAGUUGAAUUGUUUGGACAUUUGGAUAUGAAAGGGUUAAUGUACAGUUGUAAAAAAGUAGAUUUUGAAAAGACCAAAUUAUUGAUAUCUGAGAGACAGAUGCAGGACAUGGCAGAGCAGGAAGUAAAGUUAGGUAAAAAAGUAGAUCAAAUGGUUGUUGUAUUUGACAUGAGUAACGCAGGCACGAAACAACUAUGGCGGCCUGGCAUGACAAUGUACACACAUCUUGUACAAAUUCUAGAAGAUAACUAUCCAGAAUCUGUCUACAAAUUAUUUGUAGUCAAUGCUCCAAGUAUUUUCCCAAUCAUCUGGCGACUAGGGAGGCCUCUCAUAAGCGACCACAUGAAGAACAAAAUCCACGUUUUAGGAGGUAAUUUCAAAGAAGAAUUACUCAAAUAUAUAGACACAGAAGAGUUACCUGCUUUUCUUGGAGGUUCCCAGACAGAUCCGGAUGGUGACCCAAAAUGCCCUUCUAAGAUAUGCUGGGGAGGGGACGUUCCUGAAGAGUUUUUCCUAAAAGACAUAUCAGUCACUGAGAAUAUGGUGACAUCUAGUGUCGACCCAGGAAAAACUAAAGAUCUGAAAUUUCAAAUCGAGAAACCUGGAACGAUGUUAAGGUGGGAAUUUAAAACAGAAAAUUACGAUAUUGGGUUUGGACUCAAAUUUACGUCACCAAAUGGCGAAACUCAUGACGUCAUGCCUGUAGAACGUGUAAAUAGUCACAUGGUUCCGGAAGAUGGCGACCACAUUUGCACCGAAGCUGGAGAAUAUACGAUUGUAUUCGACAACAGUUUUAGCUGGACACGUGACAAGAAGUUAUUCUACGUCAUAGAGACUAUAGAGCCUACUGAUUCCGGCGUCAAUAAAGACCUAAACGAUAUUGUACAACAUGGUAGCUGGAACGAACUUAAUUCAAAGAUGAAGGACGCCAGUAUAUGAUGUUGUCCUGCGUCUAAAAGUAUUAUAUCAACUCUCCAAACAACAGAUAGUAUAUUUAUGACGUAUAUAAAGUCUCAGUCACAUUUGCUCU